Molecule: messenger RNA, 714 nt
Organism: Dibothriocephalus latus
Lineage: Eukaryota; Metazoa; Platyhelminthes; Cestoda; Diphyllobothriidea; Diphyllobothriidae
Source: the annotation of a GenBank genome assembly
AUGAAAUUGGCGAUCGUUACUGGUGCAAAUAAAGGCAUCGGCCAUGGAAUUGUGGAGCGUCUUGUAAAGUGUCUGACGCCGCAAUCAGAUUGGCAUGUCUACCUCACUGCUCGCAAUGUGUCCCUAGGCAACGCAGCUGUUGAGGACUUCGCCAACCAGAGUCUCCCUGUAAAGUUCCACCAGCUCGACAUCACAGAUAGGACGAGCCGUGACAAGUUUGCUGACUACAUCAAAUCGACUUACUCCGAAGGCAUCAACAUCCUUGUCAACAACGCGGGUAUCAAAUAUGCAAAUGAUUCCACCGUUCCUUUCAGUGAACAAGCGAAAGUCACCCUUGCUACUAAUUACUUUGCUACUGUGGAAAUGUGCAAUACAUUUUUGCCCCUGAUGGCCAAACAUUCCCGUCUGGUCAAUGUUUCUAGCAUGUUCUCCAUAAUGGCCCUCAAGGAACUUAGCGAUGAGCUUUACGAGAAGUUUGUGAAUCCAAUGACAAUGGAUCAGCUCGAUGAGCUCAUGCGUGACUUUAUAAAACGAGCAGAAUCGGACGAUUUGGCGUCUGCUGGCUGGUGGAGAUCGGCUUACGGUGUCUCCAAACUCGGCCUCACGAAAGCCACUUUUAUCCUUGCCGAACAGUUGAAAGACGAUCCACGCAGAAUUCUCAUCAAUGUGGUUAGUAUUAUUAUUCAGAAGCUAUUUAAACGCCUUUAUGCCUAG